This is a messenger RNA of Polychytrium aggregatum, 2537 nucleotides long. RefSeq names its product dsDNA-dependent ATPase. Gene Ontology annotation, biological process: double-strand break repair via homologous recombination; reciprocal meiotic recombination. Gene Ontology annotation, cellular component: nucleus. The transcript is spliced from 36 exons. Bases 58 to 2409 code for a protein of 783 amino acids. Gene Ontology annotation, molecular function: ATP-dependent chromatin remodeler activity; ATP binding; DNA translocase activity. NCBI's taxonomy places the organism in Eukaryota, Fungi, Chytridiomycota, Chytridiomycetes, Polychytriales. The record is from RefSeq and is a predicted model, not a curated record.
GCAUCCAACAUCCAGCAUCCAACAUCCAGCAUCCACCAGCCCACAAGUCCUCCUGCCAUGCGACGAUCAACAGCGCCCAGCCAGCGUCCGUCGCCGCUGCAGUCUGACGAUCCGGCACCCCCUCUUGCAAAGAAACCGCGGAUAGAAUCCAGCGUCUUUGUCAAUCCGCCCCGUGCAUCCGAUGUGCCUCGUGCCUCUGCCCCAUCCGUCUCCAGCACACCAGCAAGCGACGCCGACAUCACCUACGAGGUUGUUUGGAGAAAGAAGCAGUUCAAAAAGCACAAGACCUGGGAAGGAGAUGGAUAUCUCGAAAUCAAAGGCGGAACAUGUAUACUCCUGGAUUCAAAACGGACAGAGAUCGGGAGAGAUGUCCUGCCAAAGACUCCCCUUGAAGCUGGAGCCCUGCUCUCAUUUGGUGGAAAAGAAAUCGAAAUUUCUGGAAUCGCAUCCGGUCGAGCCCAACAAGGCUUGCCUUCUUCAGAUGAGCCUCAGCACCAAGCCGCAGCGACCCCAAAGGCCCCGUUCAAGCCACUUUCUAUCAAUCCCAAGGCAGUUGGAUCUGCAAAAGCCACGCAGCCCAAGCCUGCAGAAGAACAAUCUACUCCAGAUGUGCAGCAACAGCGCAGCCAUGAAGUUCCACCUGAUGCAAAAGCCCCAAUGGCCAUGUUCAAAGCCUUCCGCGGCCUGACGAAGGCGCUGCCAAAAUCGGGCUCUGCACCCAGACACGAUCCCAAAUCAAGCCAAGCCUAUGUUUUGCCCCGGCCGCUGGAUCAGAGUUCCGAAGCUGUCGAUGUUGUCAUCGAUCCAUACCUCAACCGACACCUCCGUCCUCAUCAACGCGAUGGUGUCAAGUUUCUCUAUGAAAGAAUCAUGGGAAUCCACGACGGCGAGUACAAAGGAAACGGCGCCAUCUUGGCUGACGAAAUGGGUCUUGGGAAGACCUUGCAAACGAUCACGCUCAUCUGGACUCUACUAAAGCAAUCGCCGAGCCCAAGUGAAGGAUCGGUGAUCAAGAAAGCGCUCGUUGUCUGCCCUGCAUCACUCGUUAGCAACUGGGAAAAGGAGUUCAACAAGUGGCUUGGAAAGGAGCGCAUACGAGUCUUUGCGAUGGAUCAAAAAUCAAACAUCAAGGACUUUAUUAUCGGUCGUGUCUACAGCGUACUGAUCAUCGGGUAUGAACGGCUCCGUUCGAGUUUGGAUACCGUUAUAAACUGCAAGUUUGAUCUCGUUGUCUGUGAUGAAGGUCAUCGUAUCAAGAACAGCAAAAUCAAAGCGGCCUCAGCGAUUCAGCGAUUCCAAACACCUCGCAGGAUCAUUUUAUCGGGCACUCCUAUUCAGAACGACCUUGGGGAAUUCUUUGCCAUGGUAGACUUUGUGAACCCCGGGAUCCUCGGGGAAUACGCAUCGUUCAAGCGCAAGUUUGAGAAUCCCAUCGUCGCUUCGCGGGAUGCCUCAUGCAAUCCAUAUCAAGCCGAACUGGGCACCACUCGUUCCGAGGAGCUCCGCAGAAUCACCAGCUCCUUCAUCUUGCGGCGAACAGCGGACAUCAACGCCCAGUAUCUGCCGAGUCGAACCGAGUACGUGCUCUUUUGUCGCCCAUCGGAAGUGCAGUCGGACCUCCUCGCACAGAUUUCAGCCUCGCAGUUCGUGUCGGACACGAUCAACGGCUCUGGAGCAAGCAUCCUUGGAAUACUCAAUACUAUGAGAAAGCUCGCUGGAAGUCCUCAGAUGAUUGUCGACGAUCUUGAAGAAUGGAACCUGGCGGUUCUGCCGGAGCAUGAGGAUCGCUUGCUGGGCUGCCAGAAUCAACUACUGCUGGAGUUUAGUGGCAAGCUAUGUGUUCUUGCGGAUCUGCUUCAUAAUAUCAAAACCAACACGUCCGAGAAAGUCGUUGUCGUUUCAAACUGGACCCAGACCUUGGAUAUAGUACAAGAGCUCUGCACCCAAAAGGGAUACACAUUUGCACGGCUGGAUGGAUCUGUCCCAGCGCAGAACCGGCAAAAACUCGUCGACGACUUCAACAACACCUCCAGGCAAUUCGUCUUCCUUCUCAGCUCGAAGGCUGGAGGUGUUGGCCUCAACCUGAUCGGCGCCUCGAGGCUGAUCAUGUUCGAUAUUGACUGGAAUCCCAGCGUGUGUCGUCAAGCCAUGGCACGAAUCUGGAGAGAUGGCCAGAAACGACCUGUCAAGAUCUAUCGACUGUUGCUGACGGGCUCAAUAGAAGAGCGUAUCUUCCAAAGACAGAUCAAAAAGCUCGAUUUGAGCGAUGCCAUCGUGGAUCAAAAAGGACAAGUUAUCGAUGGAUUUGAUCCACAGGAGCUGAGGGACCUGUUGACAUUUCGAGGCAACACCAAAUGCCUUACACACGAGAUCAUGACCUGUGGCUGCCAGGUAAGCAGACGAACUUGAUCGUCUCAUGGCGGAUGAGCCUUUGGAAGGAUCGGACGACUCUGGAGAGUGGAACCACUAUCUCCUUCUUGACCAAAGCGAUACCCGCGAGCGCUGGAGGCAGCAUCUCGAGUUACUUGUCGAGGAAG